This is a messenger RNA of Pistacia vera, 2245 nucleotides long. RefSeq names its product pentatricopeptide repeat-containing protein At3g46790, chloroplastic-like. The record is from RefSeq and is a predicted model, not a curated record. The transcript has a single exon. Gene Ontology annotation, biological process: RNA modification. Lineage: Eukaryota; Viridiplantae; Streptophyta; Magnoliopsida; Sapindales; Anacardiaceae. Gene Ontology annotation, molecular function: RNA binding; protein binding; zinc ion binding. Bases 69 to 2138 code for a protein of 689 amino acids.
UUGAGAUAUGAUCAACAAAGGUAAUUGCAAUUCAAUUUGCAGAGAAAUAAUAACAAAGGUAAUUUUGUAUGCUCGCAAACAAGACAAAACAGUACUUAUCUGCCCGGCUCGCAACAUCAGCUCCUAUAAAAAUCUCAGGUUCAGUCAGCAGAUACUGCGACUGCAAGUCUCAUCUGAUGUGGGCGUUUCACUCUCCGCAAACUACCCAACUAACUUUUCGCUACAACAAUUCAGCUCGUGCUCCUCCAAAACCACCCAUCUGCUCAAUAACCUUUAACUCCUCAAGCUCCACCACAACAGCCGACAACAAAAACAACUUAAUCCAAUCUUUAUGCAAACAGGGCAAUCUCAGAAAAGCUCUUAAACUCCUUACCAACGAACCAAACCCCACCCAACACACCUACGAGCUCCUCCUCCUCUCUUGCUCUCACCAUAACUCUCUUUCCGAUGCCCAAAACGUUCACUACCAUCUCAUCGAUAAUGGGUUCGACCAAGAUCCUUUCUUGGCCACCAAACUCAUUAAUAUGUACACAGAACUAGACUCUAUUGAUCACGUACGCCAGGUGUUUGAUAAAACGCGUAAUAGAACUAUUUAUGUUUGGAAUGCGCUCUUUCGAGCGCUUUCGUUGGCGGGUUGUGGAGAAGAGGUUUUAAAUUUGUAUCGGGAAAUGAAUAGGAUUGGGGUUCAAUCGGAUAGGUUCACUUAUACUUAUGUGCUCAAGGCUUGUGUUGCAUCAAAUUGUUUAAUUUUCCUUUUGAAUCAAGGGAAGGAGAUUCACGCCAGUAUUUUACGACGUGGGUAUGAUGCACGCGUGCAUAUUAUGACUACUUUGAUAGAUAUGUAUGCAAGGUUUGGCUGUGUGACAUAUGCUAGUUAUGUUUUCAAUGAGAUGGCUGUGAAAAAUGUAGUUUCUUGGAGUGCUAUGAUUGCUUGUUAUGCAAGAAAUGGAAUGGCAUUUGAAGCAUUGGAGAUUUUUCGUGAAAUGAUAAUGGAGACCCAUGAUUCGAAUCCUAAUUCAGUGACUAUGGUUAGCGUGCUUCAAGCUUGUGCAGCUCUUGCUGCUUUAGAGCAAGGGAAGUUGAUACAUGCUUAUAUAUUAAGAAGGGGUCUUGAUUCAAUUUUGCCUGUUAUAAGUGCCCUGGUGACUAUGUAUGCAAGAUGUGGCAAGCUUGAACUAGGGCAGCGAGUUUUCGAUCAGAUGGAGAAGAGGGAUGUUGUUUCCUGGAAUUCUUUGAUUUCAAGUUAUGGGGUUCAUGGAUUUGGAAUGGAAGCAAUCAAAAUUUUUAAAGAUAUGAUUUGUCAUGGAAUUCAGCCUAGUCCUGUAUCUUUUGUUAGUGUUUUGGGAGCUUGCAGCCAUGCAGGGCUUGUUGAGGAGGGAAAGAUGCUAUUUGAAUCAAUGCGGAAAGAGCAUAUGAUAAGUCCUAGUGUGGAGCAUUAUGCUUGUAUGGUAGAUCUUCUUGGCCGAGCUAAUAAGUUAGAAGAAGCAGCCAAGAUUAUUGAAGAUAUGAGGAUUGAACCAGGACCUAAAGUUUGGGGUUCAUUACUUGGAUCAUCUAGGAUUCAUUGUAAUGUUGAGCUUGCUGAAAGAGCAAGCAAGCGACUUUUUGAUCUUGAGCCUACAAACGCGGGCAAUUAUGUACUGCUAGCUGAUGUAUAUGCAGAAGCUAAUAUGUGGGAUGAGGUAAAGAGAGUAAAAAAGCUACUGGAAGUUAGAGGGCUGCAAAAGGUCCCAGGUCGAUGUUGGAUUGAAGUUAAGAGGAAAAUGUACUCAUUUGCUUCUGUUGACGAGUUCAACCCACAGGUUGAAAAGCUGCACGCUCUGUUAAUCAAACUGUCCUCUGAGAUGAAGGAGGAAGGCUAUGUGCCACAAACCAAGGUUGUGCUCUAUGACCUUGAUAGAGAGGAGAAGGAACGAAUUGUAUUAGGCCAUAGCGAAAAACUAGCAGUUGCAUUUGGACUCAUCAAUACUAGCAAAGGAGAAACCAUUCGGAUUACCAAGAACUUGAGAUUGUGUGAAGAUUGCCAUUCUUUUACGAAAUUCAUUUCCAAGUUUGCAAAUAAAGAGAUUCUGGUGCGAGAUGUUAAUCGCUUUCACCAUUUUCGCGAUGGGGUCUGUUCUUGUGGGGAUUAUUGGUAGUAGUCAUAUUGUUGUAACCAAAAAUCAAUCUUUUUCCUUCCAAAUAACAAGAGUUGAGAUAAUACACACUUGUAGUUUUAAUAUGUACAGCAUUCCACUUUCUUCAA